CCAUGAAUCAUCACCAAACACAUCAUAAAUUAUUAUUCUUUGGCUCUUCUCGAAUCUCCCCAACAAAAACCAACCCAAACCCACUUUUCUUUAUCCCACAGCCUAAUCCGUUCUUAGUCUUUCCACAUCAUUAUUAGCUCCCCACUACCAAGCCACAGUGAGAGUUCUUUACCUGAUUUGGGGUCUUUCUUGGUUUUCUGGGAUCUUUAAGUUUUUCACAUCCUUUUUUUCUGGCUUUUGGAUUGGGUUUGAGGGCUGCCCUUAUAAUCUGUUGAGGUAAAAUAUGAGAGUAGUGUUAGGCACUACUACUACUACUAAUUAUGCGAACACUGUGUGACGCUUGUGAAAGCGCAGCCGCGAUCGUUUUCUGUGCUGCCGACGAAGCUGCUCUUUGCCGUGCCUGUGAUGAAAAAGUGCAUUUGUGCAAUAAGCUUGCUAGCAGACAUGUCCGGGUUGGUCUUGCAACUCCCAGUGCUGUUCCCCGCUGUGAUAUUUGUGAAAAUGCACCAGCUUUCUUUUAUUGUGAGAUAGAUGGGAGUUCCCUUUGUUUGCAAUGUGAUAUGGUUGUUCAUGUUGGAGGUAAAAGAACACAUGGAAGAUACCUUGUACUGAGGCAAAGAGUCCAGUUUCCAGGGGAUAAACCUAGUAGUAACGGUGAAGACCCAGCAUCCCAACCCCCCAUUGACCAAGGUGAGACCAGAAGAGUACAACAUCAGCAACCGAGAAUGACGAUUGGAGAUAACCAUCAAAAUCACAGGGCGUCUCCUGUUCGUCUAGCAGAUGCCAAUGAUGAUGGGCAUGUAAAGAUGGAUAAUAAGUUAAUUGAUUUGAACAUGAAGCCUAAUCGGAUGCAUGGACAAGCUUCAAAAGAGGACCAAUAGUGGCGUAUUUGGAAGCAUGGACUCGUGCAUAUCACUUUCACUAGUAGCCGGAAGGGGCAAUUCAUCUACUCCUUGGCUAUCUGCUACUUCAUGAGGAACUCGCUCCUUUAUAUCCCUUCUCCUGUUAAGUGACCCUUAUGGUCAUCAAGGGUUAAAGAGUGUUUACCAUUUAGUAGUUUAGUUGUGCAGGAUAUAGUUGGUUCUCUCGGAAAGCAUUCCAAACUUGCUCCAAAAGCAAAAUACUGUUAUUUACUGCGACUGAUGUCAUGGUACUCAGUUGCCAUUGUUGAAAUCUUUGCAAGUGCUUGUAUCGUUGUUGUAAUUCCACCGCAGUUUUAAAAUUCUUUCUUCUUUUUUAAGUACCAGUUGAACAUGGGAGGAAAUGGAAAACCCUUCGCAUUUCCAAGUGAAACUGUAAUCUUAUCCAAGUCCAUGAGUGUUAAGUAUUUGACUCGAUUUUCUUA
Messenger RNA from Fragaria vesca subsp. vesca, 1345 nucleotides. Its product is annotated as probable salt tolerance-like protein At1g78600-like. The record is from RefSeq and is a predicted model, not a curated record. Bases 321 to 881 code for a protein of 186 amino acids. Gene Ontology annotation, cellular component: nucleus. Gene Ontology annotation, molecular function: zinc ion binding. Lineage: Eukaryota; Viridiplantae; Streptophyta; Magnoliopsida; Rosales; Rosaceae. Gene Ontology annotation, biological process: photomorphogenesis; regulation of DNA-templated transcription. The transcript has 5 exons.